AUGGCUUUGAAGAGAUCUCCUCUGCUGGCAAUUCUGUGCUUUCUCUUCAUUUGUGUCCUGAAUAUUCAAGCAAGGUCUCCCAUCGAAGAAGAUGAGGAAGUAAAAGUUUUGGAGCGACAACUUAGUUCUCUUAAUAAACCUCCGAUAAUGAGUUUCAAGACCGAUUAUGGGAUGACUAUCGACUGUAUCGACAUAUACAAGCAGCCUGCGUUUGACAAUCCUUUGCUGAAGAAUCAUACGAUUCAGUAUGCAGUGGUGAAGUUCAAAAAACUGGACAAGCCGUAUGUGUCCGCUCAAGGAACGUUUUCCACCCAUCUACCGCCAGUAGAUGCCGGUGAGAUGAGCGGUGCUCGAGUUUGGAUAUACGGGGGAGGCGGCCCGGAUGGCAAUUCUAUCAGUGCUGGGUGGACGGGAGAUGGCGGUGCUGGAUGUGCUAAUACGCAGUGUCCAGGUUUUGUGCAGACUAAUCAGAAUGAUCUUCUUGGAUAUUUCAUACGAAACAUUUCGAGUCAUCAGGAACUUUUCGCUAUUAAUGUGAAAAAUUUUCAAGAUGGUCAAACGGGGAAUUGGUGGCUGGCGACAGAGCGUAACUUUGUGCCGAUAGGAUACUGGCCCAGGGAGUUGUUUCCCCAGCUCAGCGGGGGCGCGAGCAACAUCGCCUAUGGAGGCAUCACAAAAGCCAGGCCAAACUAUGAAAACCCUGCUAUGGGUUCGGGAUUAGCAGACUGCGACUUCUAUCACACUGCUUAUAUCCACAACAUAGGGCUCAAAGCCGGCUCGGAUCAAGUUACGCCCAACUGGUCCCAGGCAGAAAUCGACGUCGAUUGUCCUAAUGAAUAUACGGUGCAACAUAAUUGUGAGGAGCAACUGGAUCCUCCGAAUUUUUACUUCUUGUACGGAGGGGCCGCUGGAGUUUGUUAA
Molecule: messenger RNA, 921 nt
Organism: Punica granatum (pomegranate)
Lineage: Eukaryota; Viridiplantae; Streptophyta; Magnoliopsida; Myrtales; Lythraceae
Source: RefSeq, a predicted model, not a curated record